AUGGUCAACCAUUUCGUUCAGGAAUUCAAAAGGAAACACAAAAAGGACAUCACCGGAAACCCUAGAGCUCUCAGAAGGCUAAGAACAGCUUGCGAAAGAGCAAAAAGAACUCUCUCAUCCACAGCUCAAACCACCAUUGAAAUCGAUUCGUUAUACGAAGGUGUUGACUUCUACUCCACCAUCACACGUGCCAGAUUCGAAGAGCUUAACAUGGAUCUCUUCCGAAAAUGUAUGGAUCCCGUCGAGAAAUGCUUACGAGACGCUAAAAUGGAUAAACGAAGCGUCGAUGACAUCGUUCUCGUCGGUGGAUCAACACGAAUACCAAAAGUCCAACAGUUGUUACAAGAUUUCUUCAGCGGGAAGGAGCUUUGCAAGAGUAUAAAUCCCGAUGAAGCGGUGGCAUACGGCGCCGCAGUUCAGGCGGCGAUUUUGAGCGGCGAAGGUAACGAAAAGGUACAAGAUCUUCUUCUUCUCGACGUCACUCCUCUCUCACUCGGUUUAGAAACCGCCGGCGGAGUCAUGACAGUUUUGAUUCCGAGAAACACGACGAUUCCGACGAAGAAAGAACAGGUUUUCUCAACUUACUCCGACAACCAACCCGGCGUUUUGAUUCAAGUUUACGAAGGAGAAAGAACAAGAACGAGGGAUAACAAUCUGUUAGGGAAAUUUGAACUUUCCGGCAUCCCUCCGGCGCCUCGAGGUGUCCCUCAGAUUUCCGUUUGUUUCGAUAUUGAUGCAAACGGGAUCCUUAACGUUUCUGCUGAAGAUAAAGAAGCUGAGAAAUAUAAAGCUGAAGAUGAAGAGCAUAAGAAGAAAGUUGAAGCUAAAAACGCUUUGGAAAACUAUUCGUAUAAUAUGAGGAACACCAUUAAUGACGACAAGGUUGCUUCAAAGAUUCCGGCGAGUGAUAAGAAGAAGAUAGAGGAUGCAAUCGAUCAAACGAUUAGUUGGUUGGAUGCUAAUCAGUUGGCGGAGGUAGAUGAAUUUGAGGAUAAAAUGAAAGAGUUGGAGGGUAUUUGUAACCCGAUUAUUGCUAAGAUGUAUCAGGGCGGUGGUGGUGGUCCUGAGGCGGCGGCGGCGGCUAACUCUGGCACAGCUCCGGCUGGUGGGCCGAAGAUUGAAGAAGUUGAUUAA
Molecule: messenger RNA, 1134 nt
Organism: Lactuca virosa
Lineage: Eukaryota; Viridiplantae; Streptophyta; Magnoliopsida; Asterales; Asteraceae
Source: the annotation of a GenBank genome assembly